Molecule: messenger RNA, 2387 nt
Organism: Scleropages formosus (Asian bonytongue)
Lineage: Eukaryota; Metazoa; Chordata; Actinopteri; Osteoglossiformes; Osteoglossidae
Product: basic immunoglobulin-like variable motif-containing protein
Exons: 10
Coding region: 279-1790 (503 amino acids)
Cellular component (GO): nucleus
Molecular function (GO): DNA endonuclease activity; single-stranded DNA binding
Source: RefSeq, a predicted model, not a curated record
GCGGCGGUGUGUGUACUAAUGCGAAUGUGCCCUUCCCCGGCGAGUGAAGCGCAGCUCCGCGGUCCUCGGUUCCGCCUCUUCGUCUCCCGCACCGAGACAUGUAACGGGAAAUUUGUGCGCGCGCUCACCGGACGUGGUUCUGUGGUGGAGUCCGUGUCGAGCGGCUCGAGCGCGCGCCGCGAACCCGGCGCAGGUGUCCAAACAGAGGGUGGAAUUCUGCUUUAUCGCUUUGCUCAAGCAAAGAACAAUUCUCUCUCCUCCCAUCCAAGUUCCGUUCAAUGCCUAACACUGCGGAAAGUCAAGGAGAAAGCUUAUCCACGACCAGUGACCAGGGAGCCCCCAAACACCCCCCGAGCCGGGACAAUGAGACGGCACUGUUCCCCAGGGACGCCCUGAGAGCACGGCGUGCGUCCAGUGCUGAGGUCCAGCUCCCAUGGACUUGCCCUGUCACACACUCCAAGGAGAAGUUCUACACGGUCUGCUCGGAUUACGCUCUGCUCAACAAGGCUGCCUCGGUGUAUCGCCCGUCUAGCACGCCUAGAGACAACCCCACUGCCUCACGGGACGCCGGCGAAGCCCCUUUUGCUCAGUCCAACACAUCCAGUUGUGCCCAGGCGCAAGCAGGCUGCACACAUGUAGCGUUUCCUGGGGACUGUGAUAUGGAAGUGAUGUCCUCCAGCCACACAAAGCCCGUUUUGGCCUGGGAGAUUGACACAACUGAUUUUGACGCUGUACUGACCAGGAAGAACAGGGCAAGCAAUAUCAAAAAAUCUGUCUCCAAGAAGAUGAAGUCCUCAGACAAGCACAGCAGGAAUCUCCAAGAUGCCUCGCAGCAUGUCACACUGGAGGAGAUCAAGCAAAGAAAAGUGAUGGACCUGAGGAGAUGGUACUGCAUCAGCCGUCCCCAGUACAAGACGUCCUGUGGAAUCUCUUCCUUAGUGUCCUGCUGGAACUUUUUGUACAGCACCUUGGGAUCUGGGAGCCUCCCGCCCAUUUCCCAAGAAGAAGCCCUGCAAAUCUUGGGUUUCCAGCCACCAUUCGAGGAGAUCAAGUUUGGCCCGUUCACAGGCAAUGCCACACUCAUGCGUUGGUUUCGACAGAUCAAUGACAACUUCCGUGUUCGAGGGUGUUCCUACAUUUUGUAUAAACCUCAUGGGAAACACAAGACGGCCGGAGAGACAGCUGAGGGUGCUUUGAUGAAGCUGACCCAGGGGCUAAAGGAUGAAUCCAUGGCCUAUAUAUACCACUGUCAGAACCACUACUUCUGCCCUGUGGGAUUUGAAGCCACCCCCUUGAAGGCAGCCAAGGCCUACAGGGGUCAUCUCCCACAAAAUGAAAUGGAAUACUGGAUACUCAUUGGAGAACCAAGCAGGAAACACCCAGCCAUUCACUGCAAAAAGUGGGCAGAUAUUGUGAUAGACCUCAACACACAGAACCCAGAAUACCUGGACAUCCGCCACACAGAAAGGGGCAUUCAGUACCGUAAAACCAAGAAGGUGGGUGGAAAUCUGCACUGCAUCAUGGCCUUCCAGAGGGUUAACUGGCAGAAGCUGGGUCCCUGGGCCCUGAACCUAGAAAACCUGAGGCAUGACCUCCACCACCAGGUGCCAGAGCGGGUGGCCUGUGGAGCUACAGAAGGCUCUGAGGAGAAGCCCUCAGCCAGGCGCCUGGGUCGCUCACUGAGCAGUGGGAAUCAUGCAGAGGCUACUUGGAAACGUCACUCUAACACGUACGACUACAGGCAUGGGGGGUCUCCUGACAGCGAGGUCGAUGAAGACAACACCGAGUGAGAGGCUCGAAGAGGCAUCUCCUGUGAAAUGAUGCAUCCUGCCCUUUGUGUCUUUGAGCUGGACGGCUCCAUCUGUUUCCACAUCCGUGUGUCCAGUGGGUUGUCGCAUUGGUAAGAUCAUCACAAGAAUCUAACACAUGUACAGUUUGCUUCUGUAUUAUUUUAAUAUUCAACAUCAUAAUAUUCUGUGGCAAACAGUUUGACGGCUUCAGCUGAGCCGAAGAUGCUGAUUAAACCGUAAACCUAUGUACCCAUGUGCUCAACUUUGUUCUGUUUGUAGAUGUACAGUAUUAGAUGGAGAAAAUGACUUGCAUAAACUAGUAAGGAAGCUGUCCCUGAGCGGUAAAAUGGGGUGAUGCUGCUGUUAAGAUGCAAGUGCAACACCGAAAUAGAGCUAAGGACUCCCUUAUUACUAAACUAAAGUAAUGGGGUAACGUUUCAAAUGUGCUCAUGUAUAUCCUGUGAAACGUUCAAGGUAAGACUGCACGCUUGCUUCCUUAUACCAUAAUCAGCCAUAUACCUUCUUUUCUUCAAGCAAAGGUCCAUUGUCCUUAUUCCUCCAGACAAAAACUAUAAAUGUACUGUAAAUGUUGCAGCU